Molecule: messenger RNA, 2776 nt
Organism: Sapajus apella (tufted capuchin)
Lineage: Eukaryota; Metazoa; Chordata; Mammalia; Primates; Cebidae
Gene: HASPIN
Product: histone H3 associated protein kinase
Exons: 1
Coding region: 41-2410 (789 amino acids)
Biological process (GO): intracellular signal transduction; mitotic cell cycle; protein phosphorylation
Cellular component (GO): cytoplasm; nucleus
Molecular function (GO): histone H3T3 kinase activity; ATP binding
Source: RefSeq, a predicted model, not a curated record
UCGCGGUGUUUGCGUUUGAACGUCUUGGCGGGCGCCGGCCAUGGCGGCUUCGCUCCCCGGUACUGGGAACCGGCUUUUCCGCACUUAUGGGGCUGCGGGCGGCAGGAGACAGCGGCGGCGGGGCCGGGCAGCCACGCAGUGGUUCCCGCCGCAGGAGCGGAGGCGUUUCUUCGACAGCAGCGGCAGCAACGACGCCAGCUUCGGCUGCCCCUCGCAGUCCGACGAUCCCGACGACCCCGACUUCCUGGGCAGCCCGGUGGCGCGGCGGCGGAGGCGUCCCGGCGGCCGAGUCCCCAAGGACCCGCCCAGCCUGGCCGUGACCCCAAAGCGCCGGAAGCUGCGAGCUCGGCCGAGCCUAACCGUGACCCCGAGACUCCUGGGGCUGCGAGCUCGGCCCCCGCAGAAGUGCAGCACCCCCUGCGGCCCGCUCCGGCUUCCGCCCUUCCCCAGCCGCCUCCCCGGCCGCCUCAGCCCGGACCUCAGCGUGUGCGAACAGCCCAGGGACGGCGACGAGCUGGGCACCAGCGCCUCCCUGUUCAGCUCUCUCGCUUCGCCCCGCCCCGGGUCCCCAACGCCAAGGGACAGUGUCAUCUCCAUCGGCACCUCCACCUCUCUGGUUGCAGCGUCUGCUGUCCCGAGCGGCCUCCACCUCCCGGAAGUCUCCCUGGACCGAGCAUCUCUCCCCUGCUCCCAGGAGGAAGCGACAGGAGGAGCCAGGAUUGUCCGCCAAACCCGUGCCAGCCUCAGGUCAGCUCUCUUUGGCCUUAUGAACUCAGGAACCCCUGAGGAUUCUGAGUUUGGGGCAGAUGGGAAGAAUAUGAGGGGGUCCUGCUGUAAAAGGAAACCGUUGGGAAAUAGACCAGAGGGUUCCGGUGUGCCAAGCACAGGCAGGAGGAGGGCCACAGGCCAGGAUUCUUGUCCAGAGAGAGGGCUUCAGGAGGCCGUGCGGAUAGAACAUCAAGAGGCCAGGGUUUGCAACGGCUGCAUUGUGCCCGGAGGACCCAACAGGCCUGACAAAACUCUACCAAGGCGGAAGAGCAAACGUCAGAAGGCAGUGGAAACCUCUCUGCUCCAUUCCCACCAUUUAAAAAAGGGCCAAAAGAUGAGAAAUGAUUCGUUCCCUACCCAGGACCUGACUGAUUUACAGAAUGCCUGCUCUUGGACCAAAACCAGGGCCUCCUUCAGUUUCCACAAGAAGAAAAUUGUGACUGAUGUGUCGGAGGUCCGCAGCAGCUACACCACUACCACUCCUGUCUCUGGAUCCCUCCUAUCCGAAUAUUCACACCGUCCUGCCACCAGCAGAACCAGGAGUGCUCUGUCCUCCUGGCGCUCCUCUUCUAUGUAUUUGCUAAGCCCCUUAAACACUCCUUCAAACAAAAAGGCAUCUGAUGCUGAGAAGGUUUAUGGGGAAUGCAGUCAGAAGGGUCCCAUCCCCUUUAGCCAUUGCCUUCCCACAGAAAAACUGGAACACUGUGAGAAGAUUGGGGAAGGGGUGUUUGGCGAAGUGUUUCAGACAACUGCCGAUCACACGCCUGUCGCCGUAAAAAUCAUUGCUAUUGAAGGACCAGAUUUAGUCAAUGGAUCCCAGCAGAAAACCUUUGAGGAAAUCCUGCCAGAGAUCAUCAUCUCCAAAGAGUUGAGCCUUUUGUCUGGUGACGCGUGCAACCGCACGGAAGGCUUUAUUGGGCUGAACUCAGUGCACUGUGUGCAGGGAUCUUACCCUCCUUUGCUCCUCAAAGCCUGGGAUGACUAUCAUUCAACCAAAGGGUCUGCAAAUGACCGGCCUGAUUUUUUUAAAGAAGACCAGCUCUUCAUUGUGCUGGAAUUUGAGUUUGGAGGGAUUGACUUAGAGCAAAUGAGAAGGAAGUUGUCAUCCUUGGCUACUGCGAAGAGCAUCCUACACCAGCUCACAGCCUCCCUCGCGGUGGCAGAGGCAUCACUGCACUUUGAGCAUCGAGACUUACAUUGGGGGAAUGUGCUUUUGAAGAAAACCAGCCUCAAAGAACUCUCGUACACCCUCAAUGGCAAGACAAGCACCAUCCCCACCCGCGGGCUGCAAGUCAGCAUCAUCGACUACACCCUGUCGCGCUUGGAACGGGAUGGGAUUGUGGUUUUCUGUGACGUUUCCAUGGAUGAGGACCUGUUUACAGGUGAAGGUGACUACCAGUUUGAGAUCUACAGGCUCAUGAAGAAGGACAACAACAACUGCUGGGGUGAAUAUCACCCUUACAGUAAUGUGCUCUGGCUGCAUUACCUUACAGACAAGCUUCUGAAACAAACGACCUUCAAGAGUAAACCUAACACUCCUGCCAUGAAGGAAGUCAAGAAAAAGAUCCAGGAUUUCCAUAGCACAAUGCUGAACUUCCGCUCUGCCACUGACUUGCUCUGCCAGCACAGUUUAUUUCAGUAAACUCAGUGUGUCUUACUGCCCCCCAGUGGGAGGAGGCUGGUCUUGAAGCCUCUGGUGCUGUUUCAGCCUGCAUCCCCAGAGCAGGGUGGAAUCCCAUUCUCGCAAGAUUCCAGUCACCUUUUCAAACAAGAAUUUUGUUUCCAAAUAGAAACUGACCUAUUUGUAGAAUUGUUUAAAUUUGCUGAUGACACAUGGCCUUGAAAAAGUAAACUAGCUAGGUGCAGUGGCAUGUGCCUGUAGUCCCAGCUACUUGGGAGGCUGAAGCAGGAGGAUCACUUGAGCCCAGGAGUUCAAAUCUAGCCUGGUCAACAGAGCGAGACCCCUGUCUCUGUUUUAAAAAAUAAAUAAAAUACAUAUGAAAACAAA